AAACAACUUUUAAAUGAUAUAAUAAUUAUAAAUUCAAAUUUUUAAUAUAGUGUCCGGUGAAGUAAAAAGUGGCCAAUUGUUGGCAAUAAUGGGCGCCAGUGGCGCCGGAAAGACAACGCUAUUGAAUGUAUUGACGGCCAGAAACCUAUCGAAACUGUCGGUGAAAGGAGUGGUGCUAUUGAAUGGACAGGCGGUCAGUGCCGGGAAUAUGGUCUCCCAGUCGUCAUACAUAGAACAACACGAUUUGUUUCAUUCCUUGCUUACAGUUAGAGAACAUCUCGUUUUUCAAUCAUUGUUACGGAUGGAUACGAGUUUCACUCGAGACCAAAAAAGCGCUUUAGUGGACCAAUUGCUCAUAAAAUUUAAUUUAAGCAAAUGUAUGGACACUCAAAUUGGGGGCGAUUUUGAGUUUAAAGGCAUUUCUGGG
Medioppia subpectinata is the source of this 427-nucleotide messenger RNA. The record is from the annotation of a GenBank genome assembly. Lineage: Eukaryota; Metazoa; Arthropoda; Arachnida; Sarcoptiformes; Oppiidae.